Phycodurus eques (leafy seadragon) is the source of this 742-nucleotide messenger RNA. RefSeq lists its product as uncharacterized. Bases 1 to 639 code for a protein of 212 amino acids. Gene Ontology annotation, biological process: spermatogenesis. The record is from RefSeq and is a predicted model, not a curated record. Lineage: Eukaryota; Metazoa; Chordata; Actinopteri; Syngnathiformes; Syngnathidae. The transcript is spliced from 4 exons.
AUGAAUCCGUUGUGGAGACUUUAUAAGAGCAAAGUCAUGAAGACGCUCAACCCGGAGUAUGUGGACGACUCGGCUGAAGAGGUGAGCGAGGUGGAAGAAGACGUGAUGAGUCCAGCCCAACAAGACGAAGGCCAGAACCCAGUUUCCCAGCUGGCCCGUAAAAUGCAAGGGGCAGGGGCCAAGAGCUGGAACAGACUGUCAGCUCUCUUCAAUAAAGAUGACGAGCACCAACUACUGCAAGAGACAGAAAGUCCUCCAGUCGCUGACCAUCCACUUGCAGUAAAGCCACAGGAGCCUUCCCGACCCGCUCGGCGCAGUGGAUUCUGGGAUAGCUUCGCCGCCAACUGGGCUGCCAAGAAGCAAGCAGAGGCCGCCGUCGUUGCCCAUAAGCCGACGGAAGAAAAUGAGGGCAAGGAGGAGGAAGAAGAGGAUGCGUGUCCGGGUCAGUCCGAUUCAAUGGAAAUGGACGCCGUGGCGGAGGAGGAGGAGGAGCGGCGGGAGAGCGACGACAGCAACAGCUUCUCCAAAUACGUCACGCUGGGAGGACGAGGGCCAGGCGAGGACGCCGCCUUCAAAUGGAACUUUGUCACCAGCAAACUGGCCGAGCUCAGGAGAACCAGCCCGGCCAAGAGCAACUAAGAGAAGUUGAACAUAUCCUUUAUUAAUUCCUAUUGGGGAAAUUCAGGUAUUACAGCAGUAAAUAAAACAUACGUAUACAGUAAACCCCCACAUAUUUGCUGUU